Messenger RNA from Triticum dicoccoides, 1528 nucleotides. Its product is annotated as F-box protein At5g18160-like. The coding region runs from base 108 to 1334 and encodes 408 amino acids. The transcript has 2 exons. The record is from RefSeq and is a predicted model, not a curated record. Lineage: Eukaryota; Viridiplantae; Streptophyta; Magnoliopsida; Poales; Poaceae. Gene Ontology annotation, molecular function: protein binding.
CAGCACCGCCGCCGCAGGGGGUUCGCAAUGCUGCCAUAGCCCGCCAUCGUCCGCCCCGCCCCAAUUCACUGGAAUCUGAUCUGACGGAGCACCGGCGACCAGUCACCAUGCCAGACAGCGGAGGCGCGACCGUCCUGGACGACCUCCCCGAGUGGAUCGUUGUGGAAGAGAUUCUCAUCCGUUUGCCGCCCAAGGACAUCCUCCGCUGCCGCGCCGUCCGCAGGUGGUGGCACAACGCCACCUCCACCGACAAGUUCAUGCUGGAAAACCACCGCCACCAGCCCUUUCUCCCGAUCCUCAGCCUCGUCGUCGAGCUGCACAAAACCUGCCUCCUGUUUUCGUUUGAUGCCGGCGCAGGCCAGCAAAAGCUCUGCCCUGUCGUCCAGACCUGCGACUACGGUGAACUCGAGGCCGCGUGUGAUGGCCUCCUCAUCGUCUCCCAUGGAUCCAUGGCGGAUAAGUUCAUCUGCAAUCCGGUCACCCGUAAGUGUGCUCCCCUAGCGAAGCCUCAGGCCCAACGGGGUUUUGACCACCAGAUUGUUGGCUUCUACCGGCACCAACCAUCCGGAGGAGAAUUCCGAGUGCUAUGGAUCUCUAGGCCGACGAAAAUCUACAAUCCAUACGACGCAAAUUACAGAACUUUCUACUACGUCAUAGCGGUGGGAUGCGAUAAUACAAGAUGCAUCAGACAAGGAUGCAUCCCACAACCAACAUCCUCGUCGCAUUCCUUGGAGCUGGCUUUACGCAGGGGUCUGCCUGGUUCGUCCCAGUAUCCACCAGUCCACCACCGUGGGGGCCUGCACUGGAGACUUAGAAGAUACCACGGCUGGGAUGCCGACUACAUAAUGGUGUUCAACACAUCAGCUGAAACAUUUCGGUUGAUGUCUCGUCCUGCCGGAUUGUCCAACUGCUUACAGGAGUCAUUGCUGGAGAUGAAUGACACUCUUGCUUUGUGCAGCAUCAGCAGUGACAAACGCACCGUAGAUGUCUGGGUGUUACAGGACUAUGAUGUUAAGACCUGGUCUUUCAAGCAUCGGAUUAAUUUGACUGGGGUGGAUCCAUCAGCGCUUGUUUAUCCAGAGGUGAUAAUGAGCCCUAGGAUGGCUGCUCUCAAUGAGGGUGUGCUGCUGGUCCAGUUCACUUGUAGGCGUGUGUUGCAUUUUGACAUAGAUGGCAAGUUCUUAGGAUAUGUGAAGAGCAAAGAUGACCAAGAAAUCGACUUGUGGGUUACCAAGCAUUACCUCCAGGGGAGCGUUAUUCCCCUUCCACUGUCCCAUGAGAUGAGAGAAGAAGAUAGUGAAAAUCAGGAGCCUCCAUUUUUCGUAGGACUGUAGGAUGCAGUGCUUAAUCUCGAUGUUCUACACUGCUGGUUUGCUUUGCCAAUGGACCAUCUAUUCUGUACGAGCCUUGUCUUUUGUUCUUAGUUGGUCUUUUUAGUGCUGCUUGUAGAACUGAACAAUUUGGAUGGUAGCAGAGCACCUCUGGUGUCUAUUAUCUUGCCUUUAGCAUCAUGUUUAAGUUCCAAACU